GUAGGCCUCUGGUGACGUGCAGGGCCUGCAGGGCGGUGUUCUCAGGCGGAGAAAGGGACUGACUGGGGUGUGUGAGCCACAUCUGGAAUAGUAGCUACAGAAGAAGGAGCUGAGAGAGACGCGGUGAUACUUUCCCCCAGCUCUUCACUUCAGCACACCCUUUCCACGGACACAAACCUUUUCCCUUUGCCUUUUUUUAUCUACUUGAAAAAAAUGCUGUUCAUCCUGCUUGGAGUGCUUAUCUUGCACUUAAUCAUUCUCAUCCUUCUAUUUGUGUCAACAGCAGUCAGUGCCUGGUCUGUAGGUGGGCAAAAGAGCACAGAUCUGUGGUACAAUUGCAUGACAAAUAAUGGAGGGUACCACUGCAAGCCAGCCAGCAGUGAAGACUGGAUCCAGGCAGUGCAAGCCCUCAUGAUCCUGUCCUUGCUCUUCUGCUUCUUCUCCCUCAUCGCGUUCCUCUACCAGUUGUUCAGACUGGUCAAGGGCGGACGCUUCUUCUUCACCGCAAUCUUCCAGAUCUUGGCCAGUGUGUUCGUGAUGUGUGGGGCGAUCAUCUACACCGUGAUGAGUCCGGACGAUGCAUCCAUCACACAGUUCGGCUACGCCUACGUGCUGGCCUGGGUGGCUUUCCCUCUUUGUCUCAUCAGUGGCCUCAUUUAUAUCGUGCUGAGAAAGAAAGAAUGAGAGAGGGAGCAGAGGAGAAAAGAGAAGGGGAUAGUUUGGAGACCCCUUACCACAACAUCGCACUGUGCCUACUGCCCACAGACCAUAGACUGACAUCCCAACAAUACAACAAAAGUGCAUGUGUCACUAACAAUUGUAAACACCAAAUUGCGACAUUUAUCACCGCAAGAGAUCUCUUUUUGCUGUAUUUCAGUGUCCAUUAAUUUCCAAUCACAGGCUGAAAAUGUCACAGCUGUUGGUUUUGUAAAUGAACAAAGGCUUGUUUUCACCACACCUGUUUCCUGUGGUGACAGUGUCGUCAAAAGUGUGUUUAGAAAUGUGUUGGUGACAUAUCGACUUUUGCUGCACGCUGGCAUCCGACUUCCACAAAUCCUUCUUGUGUGAUAAGACGAGUAAUCCUGCCUUGCUUCAGUACAAAGAUGUACAUAGUGUCUGUGGAUUUUAGACAUAUUUAUAACAUUUUUACAUGCAUUGUGUACAUAGUGUUGUCAAGUUAACAUUGUCAUUUACGUGAUAGAGUUUGUGUCUCUCACAAAUCAUGCAGCUGUGCCAAAGAGAUGUCGCUUCAACUGCCAGACUAUCAAGCUUUUGUUGUUGUUGUUGUUGUUCUGUCUUCUUUUUGUUUCCUAGAGUGUCAAAUGCUUUGAACAAUGUGCCUUACUUAAAAUGUCUGUGUUUGUCUCGAAGGAAAUGAAAAAAUCCUCAGAAAAAUAACAAGUGCUAAUAAACUCAUGAAGUUUUUCUGAAUUAUCAUUGUACUUGAUAUACUGAAUAAAAAAUGUUUUGCAUUUUGUAAUCUAAUUUUGAAAAUGGUGCUUUUUUUAUCUACUAUUCUUGAAAUGUAUAGCCCACUUUUGUGUCGCAAGUGUGUCGUGUCCUGUGAUUAAUUUGCUCUGUACAAACUUAAAUUUGCAUUUUUUUUGUCAGUAUUCUUAAUAAACCUUUUGAGAUUAA
Messenger RNA from Acanthochromis polyacanthus (spiny chromis), 1638 nucleotides. Its product is annotated as peripheral myelin protein 22-like. NCBI's taxonomy places the organism in Eukaryota, Metazoa, Chordata, Actinopteri, Pomacentridae. The record is from RefSeq and is a predicted model, not a curated record. The transcript is spliced from 5 exons. The coding region runs from base 214 to 684 and encodes 156 amino acids. Gene Ontology annotation, cellular component: plasma membrane.